GAGACCAGCUCGGGCGGCAGCGAGCGCAGCUGGGGCAGCUCAGUGCAAGCCAGGGAGGGUCGGACCCGGAGCCGGGUCUGAGUGCGGGGCCGGCGCUGACAGGGCGGGCUCGGGGCGCAGACCGGUGGCAGGAUGUUCAGCUGGAUGGGGCGGCAGGCGGGCGGGCGCGAUCGUGUGACCGGCGCAGAUGCCGUGCAGACGGUGACUGGCGGCCUGCGUUCGCUCUACCUGCGCAAGGUGCUGCCGCUGGAGGAGGCGUACCGCUUCCACGAGUUCCACUCGCCUGCGCUGGAGGACGCUGACUUCGAGAACAAGCCCAUGAUCCUGCUGGUGGGCCAGUACAGCACGGGCAAGACCACCUUCAUCAGGUACUUACUGGAGCAAGAUUUCCCAGGCAUGCGGAUUGGUCCAGAGCCCACUACUGAUUCCUUCAUCGCUGUGAUGUAUGGGGAGACCGAGGGCAGCACCCCAGGAAACGCUUUAGUUGUGGACCCCAAAAAGCCAUUUCGAAAGCUUAGUCGCUUUGGAAAUGCUUUCCUGAAUCGAUUCAUGUGCUCCCAGCUGCCCAAUCAGGUCCUGAAGAGUAUCAGCAUCAUCGACAGCCCUGGCAUCCUGUCCGGGGAGAAGCAGCGCAUCAGCCGAGGGUACGACUUCUGCCAGGUCCUGCAGUGGUUCGCUGAGCGGGUGGACAGGAUCAUCCUGCUCUUCGAUGCUCACAAACUGGACAUCUCGGAUGAGUUCUCGGAGGCCAUCAAGGCCUUCCGGGGCCAGGAUGACAAGAUCCGCGUGGUGCUGAAUAAGGCCGACCAAGUGGACACACAGCAGCUGAUGCGCGUCUACGGGGCCCUCAUGUGGUCCCUAGGCAAGGUCAUCAACACACCUGAGGUGCUGCGUGUCUACAUAGGCUCCUUCUGGGCGCAGCCCCUACAGAACACGGACAACCGCCGGCUCUUCGAGGCCGAGGCCCAGGACCUCUUCAGAGACAUCCAGAGCCUUCCCCAGAAGGCAGCGGUGCGCAAACUCAAUGACCUCAUCAAGCGAGCCAGGCUGGCCAAGGUACACGCCUACAUCAUCAGCCACCUGAAGAAGGAGAUGCCAAGUGUAUUUGGAAAGGAAAACAAGAAGAGAGAGCUUAUCAGCAGGUUGCCGGAAAUCUACAUUCAGCUGCAGCGAGAAUACCAGAUUUCUGCAGGGGACUUCCCAGAGGUCAAGGCCAUGCAGGAACAGCUUGAGAACUACGACUUCACCAAAUUCCACUCCCUGAAGCCCAAGCUGAUCGAGGCGGUGGACAACAUGCUGACCAGCAAGAUCUCGUCCCUCAUGAGCCUCAUCAGCCAGGAGGAGCUAAGCAUGCCCAUGCAGCUUGUGCAGGGCGGCGCCUUCGAGGGCACCUCCGAGGGCCCCUUCAACCAGGGCUACGGGGAGGGCGCCAAGGAGGGCGCCGACGAGGAGGAGUGGGUUGUGGCGAAAGACAAGCCUGUGUAUGACGAGCUCUUCUACGCCCUGUCGCCUGUCAACGGCAAGAUAUCGGGUGUCAACGCCAAGAAGGAGAUGGUGACCUCCAAGCUACCCAACAGCGUCCUGGGCAAGAUCUGGAAGCUGGCCGACUGUGACUGCGACGGCAUGCUGGAUGAGGAAGAGUUCGCACUGGCCAAGCACCUCAUCAAGAUCAAGCUGGACGGUUACGAGCUGCCCAACAGCCUGCCCCCCCACCUCGUGCCCCCGUCUCACAGGAAGUCCCUGCAGAAGGCCGACUGAGGGGCAGGCCACCCACAGGGCGGGCGGUGUGCAGUGGGACUCGGGGGACCUGGGCCUGAGGCCCGUGCUGCCACUGAUUCACUGAAUGACCCUGGGCAAGGCACACCCUCUCCAUGCCUCAGUUUCCCCAUCUGUAGAGAGGAGAGGGCAGACACUGGACACUGGAUGUGGUCCUUUCACCUCUAAAAUUCCCUGUGUUUCUAUUAAAAUAUUGGGGGGAGGGAGUGGAUAAAGAGAUUGUAGGGUUGAGAAGAAAGAGAAAUUGACCAAAGAGUACUCAGAAGCCUGGAGAGACAUCCAUGCGGCGCUGGGCUUGGUGAGGUCCCAGGAGCCUGGGGCGUGAGCUGUGGGUACCACUGAAGCAUGAGUCCACUGGGCUUCCCUGGACCGCUCAUCGUGCAUCUGUCCCUCAGAGGGCACCCGGAGGGAGCAAAGAUGAUCUUAUUUAUUUUGUUUCCUGCUACAUUUGGAGUGGAAAAAAACAGAGCAGAGAGGGUUUCUGCUCUCUCCAAACUGUCUACCAAAGAGAAGGCAAUUGCUGCCCAAGGUUUGAAAGGAGGAUAUACAGUGUCUGUGUGUACCCCGUCCCUUCUGCAAGCCCUAGCAGAGCAGAACAGGCAGCCAGGCCAAAGCGAGUGUCUGUCCCAGCACCCCACGGACUAGCCCUCCCAGGGCGCCCCACCCCUGGGCCUUCCCAGCAAAGCUGUAUUUGGUUAGGAAUCUGGAACCCAUAGCCUUUAUGAACCCGGGCGAGAUUUCUAGUGUUCAACUCAUGUUGAAGUCUGAAGAUUAGCUUUUCUUACUGGUCUGUCCAAUAAUUUGUAGCAAAGUCUAUUUAUCGUACUUAAACUACGGUAAGGAAAAGAGGCGGUUUUCCCUUGUCGUUAGUGUGGUUACAUGUCCCCAAGGCUCCUUCCUCGGUCAAUGGCAGGAUUUAAAUUCAGCAAAAAUAGGUGUUGGUACAUGCGGAGCCCUGGACCUGGGGACACGAAGGGAAAAGAGAGGCCAGCCUCCCCCAGGCUGUCAGGAAGAAAAGAACGGUCUACUAGCUUAGACACUAUUUUUAUAAAACAGGCAUUUUUAUUAUAAAAUAGUCAAGUUUUUUUGUUUGUUUUUUCAGGAUAAAAGCCUUUAUACAGAAACAGAUGGAACCUUUCAUAUAAAACCUUUUCUUCAACAGACUGUGUGGUUCGUAUCACAAACGCCCAUCACUAGUCAGGCUUUGGGCACGGCCCUGUACAUGAGCUCCCUGAGGGUCCUCUCCCAAGUCCCCCGCGUCAACCCCUCUGGACCCCUCACUCAGAUGCCUGUGUCAGGUGGAGGGGAUUGAUGCUCACUGCCUGCCUCCCUGCUAUGGGGGCUCCAGCUCGGAGAUGCAGGGGCCUUCUCACCCUUAGGCAGGCAAUAAAAGAGACAUGAAAUUGUGAUGGCUGUGUGGCCCGGGGCCCUGCCAGCACCAGAAAUGAACGAAAUCAGAAGAGUCCCACCUGAGCCUUCCAAAAACCACUUUUUUCUGGGUUUUUUGUUUGUUUUCUUUUGUUUUGCCUAAUGUCACCUGUGACAUCAGGGUCAGAACUGCAGACUUAAGAGAAAUAUUUUACUUUAGAGAAGCAGGAACCCAGAUGCCAGCCCUCAUACUCCCUAGCUUUCUAAAUAAUUCCGUUUGAAGAGACGGAAAUGCAUAAUACGGUUUUUAAGUUUAAUGAAGAGUUUUAAUGAGACACAGAGAAAAGAGAUGUUUAUAAUUCCAGUCCUGUAAUAUGAGCAGAUAGUUUUGUGAACCCAUGAGGACUGCCCCAGCAUAAGCACAGUGGGGUCCACCAAAGGGCACAACUGAGAGAGAAGAGAAUUCAUGUGUCCAUAGGUUUAGAGAUGCCAAAGUUAGCUGAUUUGCCAUUCAGAAUCAUCUUUCUUCUUUAACUCUGCUCAAUUGUCAUAGAUAAAUAUAUACACAUAUAUGUCACCCGAAUAUGUACUUUUGACACAUGUACAUAUGUAGAUAUGGCCACGUUUUGUCUAUGUAGAGACAUAGGAAAACUGUUUUAGAGGGCCGACAGACAGAUUUCUGGUUUCUGUGUGGAAGGAAACAUAGCAUUGUGACCCCUACCCUCCCCCACACCCUCAGGUAGGAGAACAUCUGGUGGCUCAAUCCUUUCCCUACUGAGAAAGAAAUCACAUCUAUUUUCCUUAAUAUCUUCUCUUACAACAUGAAGUCAUUGGAGUUGAUUGAAAAGAAAAACUGGAAAAUAUUAGGGAUGGCGGCCAAGUGAGGACCCGUAUCUUUUAGGACCUGCACAAAGUUCCUGGACUCUGUCCAAAACACCCAUUAUCCCCGCCCCCACCCCGCGCAGCACGGUGGCAGAACAGGAGAGCCCUCUAGGAUCUCUUCACUUUGACCAACCUUAUUGCCCUUCCCACAUCACCCCAAUUUUCAGAGUACCCACCUCCUCCCCAGAGUGUUUACACGUGGGUGGGAGGGUGGAAGUAGGUAAACUCUAGCACUAAGAAACUAUCUUCAUGUUCUCCAUGAGUCCACAGAAGAAAAAUCUAAGAAUCUUGAAUCUAGUUUCUGUACAGCACAUGAUACCACAUAACACAAACGCUGCAGGGUUGAGCUUAGGGGGGAAACAAACGAAAACUUCAGCCGCCUCCUCCCAAAGUUGACUUCCCAGUUGUAAGCCUGCUGCUGACUCCUUCCUGAACUUACCUCAGACCUGCUGAGACGCCACAGCUCCUGCCACCCUGGGAUGUCCAACCUGUUUCCACCUCACGCUCCCGCCCAGCGUUGCACAUCGAUUUUUUUCUCGCACACUUGGAUGGCCCCGGAUGAGGACACCUUCAAAGGGGAGAGCCAUUCCUUUAGUGGGCUUUCACUUCUCCAGGGCUGGACUGGGUUUUCUUUGGCAACUUGUCAUUAUGCAGCAGUUGCAUCUUUGGACUUGGGGCUAUGGUUCCUCCUCCCACACGACAGUGGCUCUUGAGGAGUUGAAUUUUUAUUCUAUAUCAUGGGACUGGGUGUCCAGGUGGGUCAGAGAGCAUGUGAGGAGGAGCAAAAUGUCUGCUGCUCUCCCCCCCAGCCCCUGGCCUUCCUACCAGCACACAGGAGAGGCCUCAGCAGAGCCCUGGCCCCUCUGCCCCUGACCACAGUCCU
This is a messenger RNA of Rhinolophus ferrumequinum (greater horseshoe bat), 4909 nucleotides long. RefSeq names its product EH domain containing 4 (gene EHD4). Gene Ontology annotation, biological process: endocytosis; endosomal transport. NCBI's taxonomy places the organism in Eukaryota, Metazoa, Chordata, Mammalia, Chiroptera, Rhinolophidae. Gene Ontology annotation, cellular component: plasma membrane; cytoplasm. Gene Ontology annotation, molecular function: protein binding; GTP binding; calcium ion binding. The coding region runs from base 133 to 1758 and encodes 541 amino acids. The transcript has 6 exons. The record is from RefSeq and is a predicted model, not a curated record.